Messenger RNA from Rubroshorea leprosula, 1268 nucleotides. Lineage: Eukaryota; Viridiplantae; Streptophyta; Magnoliopsida; Malvales; Dipterocarpaceae. The record is from the annotation of a GenBank genome assembly.
GCUCUUCUUCUUCUCCCCUGCACGGAACAAGAAGCCCAGCCACCGACACACACACCCCCUUGAGGAACCGUAAGAAAGCUUGAUUUUUCCCUUCUUUCUUGUUCAAGAACAAGAUUUAGACCUUAGAAAUCUUCCCCUCUACAGAAAAUCCCAGAUCUACUCUGUUCCUUCCUCUCUGUCCGCUGCUCUUGGCUAGUGUGGGUGUGAUUCUUCAAGUUUGUGAUCCCAAAAUUUUCCCUCAAUUCCCGCCGGAUUCCCCCAACCUGCAGCUCCGGUUUGCUUGCUGAAUUUUCUGGAAGUGAGACCUGAGGUACGAUUAACCAGGGGGAGUGACGAGCUAGACGGCUAGUUAGUAUUUUGGACUUAGAUCCUUUUUGGGCUUAGGUUGUUAGCCACACAUGCUUGUCAUAGAUAUGAAAUGAGAAAUCAUUUUUUGGUAUACUAAGUUUCCCUUGGUUAUAGCCAUGACUAUCUUAUAAACUUUUGUACAUCUGGACUAGCAAAUUUUUGGUAAUUGAAAGCUAAACGUUAACCGAGUUUUCAGAUUUAAGUUAUGUAAAUUGGUAAUUAUGAACACUGUAAGUUUCGAGCUUUGUGCAUUUGUGGGAUCUGUCCAUGAGUGUAUGGCGUUUGUUUCGCUCCUGGUUUUGGGACGUGACAAAUAUCCCCCAUGUCAAAAUCCAAGUCUCUACGAUCAGUAAGAAAUAACUUUACCAACUUGUUAUUUACUUGCUUCUGUUUUGCAUCUUCAAGUACAACAUGGAUUUUGGGUAAAAUAUUUCUCCACUUUGGUACCUCUUCAUCACGAAUUUGCCUAUGUGAAUGAUUUAGCAGCAACCCAACAAAAGAGAGAAAUUGGGAGGGAAAAUGUCCAGAUCCAGUGUUGAUGGAGGGAUAGAGAGAGAAAAAAAAUGAGAAGAUAAAAUUGCAAGUUUCAUUGAGAGCAACUACAGGUUUUGGGGCUAGAUUGGGUGUUGUUUGAGAGUUAACGGAAAGUGACGGAGAGUGAGUGUGUGUAACGGAGUGGCUUUAUUCAUGAAGCACCACUUUUAUUUUAGAACACACACAAUCCAUCCAUAAACAUGAAAAAAUGUCACAAUCACUCUCUUGUCCUACACUAGCUUUGUCCUUGAAUAUCCACUUUUAUUUUAUAACACACAAUCUAUCCAUCAACAAAAAAAAAAAAUGACACAAUUGCCUUCCUAGUCUUACCUUGGCUUCAUCCUUUAAUAGCUAUGUUUAUUUUAUAAUACAUAUAAUCCAUCCAU